Molecule: messenger RNA, 1218 nt
Organism: Manis javanica (Malayan pangolin)
Lineage: Eukaryota; Metazoa; Chordata; Mammalia; Pholidota; Manidae
Source: RefSeq, a predicted model, not a curated record
CACCUAGGAAUAAAUUUUCUCUUUCAAAUCCCUCUCCAGCGUACUAGUAAUGUUCGAUCCACGUUUUUCAAAGACUGUUUAUAUGAAGUAUUUGAUGACUUGGAGUCAAAGAUGGAAGAUUCUGGGAAACAGCUACUUCAGUCAGUUCUCCACCUGAUGGAAAAUGGAGCCCUGGUCUUAACGACAAAUUUUGAUAAUCUCCUGGAACUGUAUGCAGCAGACCAGGGAAAACAACUUGAAUCCCUUGACCUUACUGAUGAGAAAAAGGUCCUAGAGUGGGCUCAGGAAAAGCGGAAGCUGAGCGUCUUACACAUCCACGGGGUCUACACCAACCCUAGUGGCAUUGUCCUUCAUCCAGCUGGGUAUCAGAACGUGCUCAGGAACACUGAAGUUAUGGGAGAGAUUCAGAAACUCUAUGAGAACAAGUCAUUUCUUUUCCUGGGGUGUGGCUGGACUGUGGAUGACACCACUUUCCAAGCCCUUUUCCUGGAAGCUGUCAAGCAUAAAUCCGACUUAGAACAUUUUAUGCUGGUUCGGAGAGGAGAUAUAGAUGAGUUCAAGAAGUUUCGAGAAAACAUGCUGGACAAAGGGAUUAAAGUCAUCUCCUAUGGAAAUGAAUAUGCUGAUCUUCCAGAAUAUUUCAAGCGACUGACGUGGGAGAUCUCCACAAGGGGUGGAACAGACUGUAGUACAUGAAAGGGCUACAGAAAUCACGGCCAGUAGACCAAGCUAUAAGGCCUUACCGCGGACAGGGUUUAACCAGUAAACUUACAAGAACCUAACACAGCUCCUGGGAAGCACCAAAACCUAGAGGUUGAAGGUUGGGGAUAAAGGGGAGGUUGUGAGUAAAUGUUCCAGUAUAAUCCUUCAUGCCUGCUGGUUCUUGAUCUUCUGCGGCCUGUUCCGGUUCAACGAUACCCAACUGACAACGGGACCCAAAUGCAGCCCCCACCCCACCCCCAGCUGAACAUGCCUGUGUCCACACAGCAGAUCAAUGUGAUACGUCCACUGACUGGCUGCAGCUCUGCAUGAAGGAUGGGCUCUAGAUGCUGUGGAAUUCCCAUGGCCCUUGCAGUUUUGUACUCUAUACCUGGUUUUUCAAUUAGGCUUAAUGGCUUUUUUAAGACAUGACUUGAAGCUCUAGUUUUCUAGAUCUUUUACAGUGUACAGUAUUUUACAUAAUUGAGCUGUAUUAAAAGCUUGUUCAUUUACUUCCCA